AUGGCUAAUCUCACGCGCCGACUUGGACUCGAGGAGACUCAGAUUCUGUGCGUUGAUGAUUUUCGUGGCUGGCCCGGUUUUCGAGACCGGUUUAGAGACAUGGCGUUGGUUAACGGCGAUGUUUUGCUUUUGUAUCAGUUUAUGCAAAAUGUUGUUAGCUCGGAUUUAACCGGUUCGAUUUUACCGGUUCCGUUCUCUACUGGUUCGGCUUUGGAGAAGCUGUGUGAGUGGGGUGUGACGGCGGAUCUGGUUGAGAUAGACGCGGGUCAUGAUUUCAAUUCGGCUUGGGCUGAUAUAAACCGGGGGGUUAGGAUACUUCGACCAGGAGGAGUUUUGUUCGGUCACGAUUAUUUCACCGCAGCGGAUAAUAGAGGAGUGAGGAGAGCUGUUAAUUUGUUCGCAGAGAUUAACCGGUUAAAAGUCAGAACCGAUGGUCAACACUGGGUUAUCGAAUCUGUUAAUGUAAUUUGA
Messenger RNA from Eruca vesicaria subsp. sativa (arugula), 471 nucleotides. The record is from the annotation of a GenBank genome assembly. Lineage: Eukaryota; Viridiplantae; Streptophyta; Magnoliopsida; Brassicales; Brassicaceae.